ACGGUGGUGGGUUUGGCGGUGGGCACAGCAGGAGGAAAUGGCCUGGCCUGGGGUGAAGGAGGGCACUGGGUUGCAGUGCUCAGCUCUCCCCUCCUCCCUGAAGCCCAGCUGCAGCAGAGCGAGUAGCCCUGGGGAGCUGAGUCCCUGAGCCCCCUGUGUCAUUUACAUACACCCCACCGUGCCAUCAGCACAGUGACCUGGGUUCCUGUAGCACUGCAGACCCUCUCUGAAACAACCUCCCUUCCUCUGCUUCCUGCCAUGGCCCCGGGCUUCCUGGUCCUGCUCCUGCUGGGGACGGUGGGCACAGCUUGCAGGGCUCAGCCUGUGCUGACCCAGCCCUCCUCCCUGUUUGUGCUGCCCGGGCAGACGGCCCGGCUGUUCUGCACCCUGAGCCCCCAGUACAACAUCACCGAGUUCGGCAUCUCCUGGUUCCAGGAGCGCCCGGGGCACGCCCUGAGGUAUCUGCUCUAUUACAACUCCGAGCGAGAAAUGCACAAGCCUGACGAGACUCCCGACCGCUUCUCUGCUAGCAAGGACCUUGCCAGCAACACCUGCAUCCUCACCAUCACCUCUGCCUGCCAGGAGGACAACGGCACCUACUACUGCGCCCUGACUCCUGCCUUCAAGUGGUUUUAGAAGUGGGGAACAAAAGCUCUUUGUGCCCUUUCUGCAACCCCGAUGCAAAGCCCUCAACGGGGAGAGCAGCUGCCCUGGGAGGGAUGGAAAAAGACUUCGCACGCUUGAGCAGGCCCAGCAGCGCUGCCUCGUGCUGGGAAGUGCAGCAACCUCCUCUUUGAACCCAGACUUCCCCCAUGGAACACUGGAGAGCCUGACAUGGUGCGAGACCUGCCAGGGACUCCUGUUGCAGCAGGAGGAUGGAUGGACGGCUCUGCUGUGGCCCGGCUUUCCUGGGCUCUCCCAGCACUCGGCAGCCUUGAUCCGGCCUGGGCUUCCGCAGAGUUUGGCUCACCUUGUAAUAAAGGUUAAUCCUUA
This is a messenger RNA of Empidonax traillii (willow flycatcher), 993 nucleotides long. RefSeq names its product V-set pre-B cell surrogate light chain 3 (gene VPREB3). The coding region runs from base 259 to 636 and encodes 125 amino acids. Gene Ontology annotation, biological process: immune response; immunoglobulin production. Lineage: Eukaryota; Metazoa; Chordata; Aves; Passeriformes; Tyrannidae. The record is from RefSeq and is a predicted model, not a curated record. The transcript has 2 exons.